CGUCCGGUCCGGCCUGCGCGCGGCGUGCGCCUGCCACAACAAUGGCCUGCCAUCUCGUCUUCUCCGUCGCCGUCGCGGCCGCGCUGCUGAUGCACCGCGCUAAGGGGUACCCCUGGGCGCUGUGCGGCGACGACACGGGCAGGGGCGGCAACUUCCCGGCCAGGAGGAGCACCUACCUCGCCAACAUCAACCUCGUCGCCGCCACCCUGCCCCGCAACGCCUCCGCGUCGCCGGAGCUUUUCGCCACCAUCGAGGGCGCCGGCGCCGGCGCCGCCCCGGACCGGGUCUCGGCCCUCGCGCUCUGCCGCGGCGACGCCAACGCCUCCACCUGCCUCGCCUGCCUCACCCAGGCCUUCCUCGACCUGCCCAACGCGUGCGCCUACAACAAGGUCGCCACCAUCUUCUACGACUCGUGCCUGCUCACCUACUCCAACGCCAGCAUCAUCGCCGGCGACUUCCGGGCGAAGGUUCCGGCGUACGGGAACAAAGACAGCGGUAGCGUCACGACGGAGACGGCCCGGUUCAACCGCGUCAUGGCGACGCUGGUGAAUGCCACGGCGGACUACGCGGCGUACAACUCCACGCGGCGCUACGCCUCCGGGGAGGCCGACUUCAACCAGGAGUUCCCCAAGCUGUACAGCUGGGCGCAGUGCACGCCGGACCUGACGCCGGCGAGGUGCCGGAGGUGCCUCGCCCAGAUGACCGGGAGAUAUAUUCCGCUAUUGGAGAACUCCACCGGAGGAUUUGUCCGUGCAGUCAGGUGCAGCUUCCAGUACAGUACCUUGCCCUUCCUCGAUGGUCCAAUGCUGGUACAGCUACCCGGAACGCCGGCGCCGGCGCCGGCACCGGCGGCUGUGGUGCCCGCUGUUAAUGCGACGCCGCCAGCAGCCACGCCGACGCCUGAAGGAGCUAAUUCAGGGAGAAAGUACAGCGUCCCUGGAUUGGUUCUUAUAAUUCUGCUGCCUACGGUAGCAGCAAUGAACAUUGUGGUUGGACUACGUUUCUGCAGAAGGAAGCGACCCGUGACAAAAGCAAAGCGCACAUAUGGCAAUUACUCCAACGAAACAGAGGACAUUGAAAGUCUAGACUCGAUGCUCAUCGACAUCUCUACUCUGCGAGCUGCAACCGGUGAUUUCGCAGAGAGUAACAAGCUUGGAGAGGGCGGAUUCGGUGCUGUGUACAAGGGCGUGCUCCCGGACGGGUACGAGAUAGCAGUGAAGAGACUGUCAAAGAGCUCGACGCAGGGAGUGGAGGAGCUGAAGAACGAGCUCGCGCUGGUUGCGAAGCUGAAGCACAAGAACCUCGUCAGCCUUGUCGGGGUGUGCUUGGAGCAGCAGGAGAGGCUGCUCGUCUACGAGUUCGUUCCGAACCGGAGCCUCGACCUGAUCCUUUUCGACACUGAGAAAAGUGAGCAAUUGGACUGGGAGAAGAGGUACAGGAUCAUAAACGGGAUCGCUCGAGGCUUGCAAUACCUCCACGAAGACUCCCAGCUCAAGGUGGUCCACCGUGAUCUCAAGGCGAGCAACAUCUUGCUGGACGCGAACAUGAACCCCAAGAUUUCAGACUUCGGCCUCGCGAGAACAUUUGGUCGAGAUCAGACCCAGGCUGUCACGAAGCACGUCAUCGGCACAUAUGGAUACAUGGCGCCUGAGUACCUGAUGCGUGGCAACUACUCUAUCAAGUCAGACGUGUUCAGCUUCGGCGUCCUGGUCCUGGAGAUAGUUACAGGAAGGAAGAACAACCACUGCUACAACUCCCAACAGUCUGAAGAUUUCUUGACCAUGAUGUGGGAGCGAUGGGAGGCUGGAACGGUGCUGGAGACGGUAGACGCGGCCAUGACUGGCUGCUUCUCGGAGAGCGACCUGGUGAGAUGCAUCCACAUCGGGCUCCUCUGCGUGCAGGGGAACGCCGGCGGCCGGCCGGUGAUGUCGUCGGUGGUGCUGAUGCUCGGCACGGACACCGUGGAGCUCCUGGCGCCGGCCAAACCGACGCUCUUCGCCAGGAACGGCAGCGACAGGUCCGGCGUUGACACCGGCAUGUCGAUCGUGUCGUUGGAGGAGCAGUCGUAAUCAAGUGCAGAAAAGAGGGAACUCUGGCUGUUUAUCGUUGUUGAUUCGGAGCAGUAGAGGAGUGUAUUGUGCUCCUGUACCUAUGCGUAGCAAGAAAUGUCUGCUGGGUUUUUCGUCGGAGUGAUCACGAAACGUAUCAAACGAUACAGAGAUGUCUGCCUGACUUACCUUACUCCCUAAAUACACUUGUUUUCUUUUCUGUUUA
Oryza brachyantha (malo sina) is the source of this 2274-nucleotide messenger RNA. RefSeq names its product cysteine-rich receptor-like protein kinase 6. Gene Ontology annotation, biological process: protein phosphorylation. The transcript has 7 exons. Gene Ontology annotation, molecular function: protein kinase activity; ATP binding. The coding region runs from base 42 to 2069 and encodes 675 amino acids. The record is from RefSeq and is a predicted model, not a curated record. Lineage: Eukaryota; Viridiplantae; Streptophyta; Magnoliopsida; Poales; Poaceae.